GUUCAAGAGGAGUCCAUAGCCCAAAUCCUUAGAAUUUUUUAAAUAUAAUAUUAAUAUUUGAGCCAAGAUUAUCACGGAUCGGUCCGUAAAUAAGGUGUAGAAGGAUCGAGUCCUUAGUACACGUGUCGCGUAACUAAUCGUCUCUCCUCUCUCCUCUCUCUCACCAAACUCAGCCGUAGAAGAAGAAGCCAUGGGAGAUAAGCUCUCUCUCUCCCCCUCCAUCACCCUUUUGAUUGGAGGAGAGAUGGAGACGAAUUCGAACAAACCGCCGUCGUUUCUCCCUAAACGCUCCCAAUCCGUCGACCGCCGUCGUCCCUCGCCUUCCCCGGCCACCGAAAUGUCCGCAGCCACGAAGAUGCUCAUCACCUCCACCAGGAGCCUCUCGGUUUCCUUCCAAGGCGAAGCCUUUUCCCUUCCCAGCAGAAAAAAGAAGGAAGCCACCGCCGCUCCUCCCGUUAUCUUCAGUGGCGGUUUGUCAAUGCGAGGACUGAGUAUACUUUAAUGGUGUGCAACGGCGUGAUCCGCGUGCAACGGCGCUAUUUGUAUUGUUUUGUUUGAUCGCUGCGGUUGUUCUGUAUGUGACGCCGUUUCAGGUUGUGGCGCUUUUGGUUGGGAUCUAUGUUCUGAGACAUCCGAGGUUUAGGUACAGGCUGCCGUCAGUUCCUCUCAAUUUCUUCAGGAGGCUUCCUGUAAGAACUGAGUGCAUGCUCUGAGCACAAAGAACCGAUCGUCCCUUUCGGAAUUGUUAGUUUGUUUCUUGUUUUUUUAAAGGUCAUGAUGACUCUUUUGCUUGUUGAUGAUUAUGAUGUCGUUUGGUUUUUAAACAUUAUCAGGACUUCUUGUUUGAAAUUAGUAAAUUAGCAUCUGUGUGUGGCUUUGAUGUUCUUUUGUUCUGGUUGGUUAGUCUUCUAUGUUAUCGCAAGUCUGCUUCACUAUUCAACCGGUGACAUCUCUCUGCUUUUUCUACAUUUUGUUACCAAAAGAUGAAACUUUUAGGUUUGGAUUUUGUUGGUAGUAGAAAUUUGCCAUUAGCUAAGGACUCUAAUUAGAGUAACACCAUUGGACUUGAUCAUUUUGAUUAAGUCCUUAACUAUUCAAAAAAACAAAAAACAAAAAAAAUUAAUGCUAAACUAAUCCUAAGGACUCCACAAUGGAAUCUACCGUUGUGGAUGCUCUAACAAGUAACAAGCAAUCACCCCGAUAGCUGGUUCGGCCAUUAUAUACCUCCUGAAAAGCUAAGGUGUUCUAAAGACAAAUAAUCUAAACAAAUAGUACUACUCGCAAAGAGAAGGUGAAGAUGACUCAGUCUCAGACCAACGGCGGAGACGGAGCAGGAGCCACAGCAAUGGCAGAGCCUCCUUUGAACAACGAAAUAAUGUUUAAUAGGAGCCAGAGCGCGAGCAGCUGUUUUUCAAAGGAAGACGAGGAGAUGACUCGUACAGCGCUUUCCGCGUUUAGAGCUAAAGAGAGUGAGAUCGAGAAGAGGAAGCUUGAGGUUCGUGAACGUGUCCAAGCUCAACUUGGUCGUGUCGAAGAAGAAACCCGCCGCCUCGCCACAAUCCGCGAGGAGCUUGAAUCUCUUGCUGAUCCCAUGAGGAAGGAAGUUUUGAUUGUCCGCAAGAAGAUUGAUAGCGUUUACAAGGAGCUCAAACCAUUAAGUUACUCUGUUCAAAAGAAGCAAAAGGAAUACAAAGAAGCAGUUGAUGCAUUCAACGAAAAAAAUUUGGAGAAAAUUCAGCUGAUCACAAAACUCAUGGAGUUGGCUGGAGAAAGCGAGAAUCUGAGGUUGAAGAAGCUUGAAGACCUGAGCAAGAGCAUUUAGAAUGUCACAACACACAUGCAUGACAAAGAUAAAUCAAGAACUUGGAUCUUGGUUCAUUGUGUGAACUGUGAUGUGUCUUCUCUCUUCUUUUGUAAAAAUGUGAAAUUUGUGGGUGUGUUUUUAAUUUAUAAAUACUGCAUACUUGUAUGUAAAAAAGUUGUCAUUCUUACAUAAAUCUUCACAGCACCUUUUCAUGGAUA
This is a messenger RNA of Raphanus sativus (radish), 2022 nucleotides long. RefSeq lists its product as uncharacterized. Bases 1298 to 1822 code for a protein of 174 amino acids. The transcript has 5 exons. The record is from RefSeq and is a predicted model, not a curated record. Lineage: Eukaryota; Viridiplantae; Streptophyta; Magnoliopsida; Brassicales; Brassicaceae.